AUGGAUGUGGUUGCACUCUACCCCUCGGUACUGCAGUUUGAGGCAGUUAUGCUCACCAAUGCUAUGUUUGUUAAGGAGGGUUUUAUGGCGCAGCAAAUCCUAGAAAUACGAGAGGCCCUGAUUUUUAUCACGGAAAAUAAUUACUUUUGGUUCAACGGGAAAGUUUAUUUACAGAAACAAGGGGUACCUAUGGGCUCUCCGCUCUCUGCAAUAUUAGCGGAAUUACUCAUGAGGCGUGUGGAGCAAAGAGUGUUUACCUUCCCUCUCACCAUAGCAUACCCGCUAUUAUAUCUUAGAUACGUGGACGAUAUCUUAGUAGCAUGGCAACACACGGAAGAGGAAUUCCAUAUUCUCAAAAGUUAUCUUAUGGAGGUUUAUUCUACCAUCAAGUUUACUUGGGAAAAGGAAAAGGGAGGUGAAAUUGCGUUUUUAGAUCUAAACAUCACCAAAGCCCAGGGUGCGAUAGUCUUCUCCGUGUUCCAUAAGUUCAACAGCAUACCUCCUAUAAUCCCUGCCACCGCGUACCAGCCGCAACACUAUGUCAACGCAGCUAUCACCCCUCUAAUUAGGAGGGCCUUUUUGUUGUCUUCCAAUCAAGCUCUUGUCGACAUCGAGCUUGAAGCUAUAAGUGCAGCG
Centruroides sculpturatus (bark scorpion) is the source of this 636-nucleotide messenger RNA. RefSeq lists its product as uncharacterized. The record is from RefSeq and is a predicted model, not a curated record. NCBI's taxonomy places the organism in Eukaryota, Metazoa, Arthropoda, Arachnida, Scorpiones, Buthidae. Gene Ontology annotation, molecular function: DNA binding. The annotation marks the transcript as partial. The transcript has a single exon.